Sphaeroforma arctica JP610 is the source of this 384-nucleotide messenger RNA. RefSeq lists its product as hypothetical. The transcript is spliced from 2 exons. Lineage: Eukaryota; Ichthyosporea; Ichthyophonida. The coding region runs from base 1 to 384 and encodes 127 amino acids. The record is from RefSeq and is a predicted model, not a curated record.
AUGGGUUCCUUGACACCCCUCUCUGACGUUUAUUCUGCCGUGUGUCUAUACCAAAACAGCUCAGAGUGCGUGCAAGCGGCAGGUAAGGGGCACGCGGUGGAUAGAUGUAUCCCACAUCUACUGGAGAAGCAUCAUAAGGACAUCGACACACUGAGAGGUCUGUGCAACCACCUGAUUGGCGAUGAGACAUACGACGACGUUUGGCUGCUGAGAUAUCUGCUGUCCAAUCAAAAGGUUAAGGACUGCGUAUCGCCCAUUGAGCGCUCCAUCAAGUGGCGAAAUAGCAAUGUAGAUAGGAUACUACUAGCGAAAGACCCCAGAGCCGAACAUCCCAUCUACCCAAAGAUAAAAGAGUAUGCAGCACACCCGUUGCAUGCACUAUAA